AUGCGAAUAAUACAGGCAUAUAUUAAAGAGAAGGCUUUCAUCACGGACUUUCCCAUGGAUCAUGUAGAAGGCGCGGUACGACAAAACACCAAAGCCGAUCAUCUUCAGGUCCUGGUAAAUGCGAUUGAUCAACCAGAUAGGUUCAACCUUGAUGAAUAUGGUUUCUGCUUCCUACGUGGCCGUCAGAUCCAUCUCGAUCCUGAGAAGGCUUGCCGGGACAAAGAUUCCAUAGAACAAGCUUACUGGUACGAAAUCGAGGCCAUUCUACAUGAGGAAUUCCCUCAACACUGGAGGAUCGAGUGCUUUGAUACUACGCGUGACCCAGAUUUCCCAGAAGUAGUUAGGGUGUACCGUGAGGAGCAUGAAAAACCAUCGCCAGUGGUCCAUUGCGACUGGUCUAGCGUUGGAUCUUUGGACGUGCUCCGGUGGUGUUUCCCGGGGAACGAAAAGUUCUGGAAGGAAAGAGGUUUGACAUGCUCAAGUACCGUAUGGCGCCUUCUGAAGACGCUAACUGACGAAUGGCUACUUGCUCUCUGCGAUUAUACUACAGUCGACACGGAGAAUGAUGUCCUACUGGAAGACGCGAUCGAGCGAGUUCGUGUCGAGGAAAUUAGCUGCUUGCACUAUAAUGGGAACCACAGAUGGUACUUUCUCAAGGACCAGGGAGUCGAUGAUCUGCUGGUGUUUCGCAAUGCCGACUCGCAUGGGGAGAAAGCA
Clonostachys rhizophaga is the source of this 717-nucleotide messenger RNA. The record is from the annotation of a GenBank genome assembly. NCBI's taxonomy places the organism in Eukaryota, Fungi, Ascomycota, Sordariomycetes, Hypocreales, Bionectriaceae.